Penicillium verhagenii is the source of this 3249-nucleotide messenger RNA. RefSeq names its product putative ubiquitin C-terminal hydrolase. The coding region runs from base 1 to 3249 and encodes 1082 amino acids. Gene Ontology annotation, biological process: protein deubiquitination. The transcript is spliced from 3 exons. Gene Ontology annotation, cellular component: cytoplasm. NCBI's taxonomy places the organism in Eukaryota, Fungi, Ascomycota, Eurotiomycetes, Eurotiales, Aspergillaceae. The record is from RefSeq and is a predicted model, not a curated record. Gene Ontology annotation, molecular function: cysteine-type deubiquitinase activity.
AUGCCCCCCGAUGCAGCGGCCUUAUCAUCUCCACCGGACAUACCACCGUGGAAGGACAGGCGUCCUUACUCGGUGGGGGGCGACAUGCAUUCCACCGACCCGGUCACCAGACUGGGCUCUUUUCAGAAUGACUCCCUAGCAACACGACCACGAUACCCGAAUAUUAAGGACCUGCAGGACCAGGCCGCUUUGUUGGAUGUAAACGAGUCUACCUCGCUCGACACUCUCCUCAGUACAGCCUCCGAGGCAAUCGGGCAAGCCAGAAAUCUUGCAGAUGACGACAAAUCUGACAAGGCUUAUGUGCAAUACCUUCGCGCUUCGGAGAUUACCAUCAACGUCAUUCCCCACCACCCGAACUACAAGACGACGAUCACCCAAAGCCGAGGAUGGUACAAAGAGUUUGCGGAGUUAAUGAUGGCCGUACGAACUAAACAAGGAACAAUGGAUGCAAUCAAGCAGGAAAUCAUUGAAGAUAAUCUUAGGAGCAACAUACAACCCAUGGGACUAUAUUCAUCAGCAUCCUCCGGACAAAAGCAAAGUUCUAUCACCCCCCAGGGUCGUGAAAACCGCGAGUCGGCAACCAACACGAUGAGAAUGCCGAGCCCGACACAAUUCCAACGAACGCCGGAUCUCCAGAGCAACCCAAAAAGAUUUUCUAGUCCUGUUGACGACGUGCUGGCGCAACGCUUUGCAAGGCUUCAAAUGCGUGGAAACGAGCAGGGUGCAAGCAUGCACUCUCCUUCAAGACCUGCAGGCCAGGUUUCCACAUACACCUCCAACACUCCGCCAAGCGCUCAUGGAUCCGCUUAUGCAUCCCCACCCAGGCGACCAUUAGGACCUCGCACUAUGGGGUCACCAUCCGUGAUUCCCAAUCAUCCUCCCAAGAUCCCUCUCACAACCUCUCUCCCACGUGCUCCUGAUCCUGCGUAUAGUCCGAUAUACACUGUACCUUCCCAGGUCCCGCCGAACCCACCAAGAACCUCGUCCGAAAGUGUGCGAUCGAUCACCCAAAGAUACUCUCACUUGCCCACCUCCCCACGCGGUAGCCCAAGCCGGGGUCCUCCUGAUAACCCCUACCGGUCACUGACUCCCAAUGGUGUCAACUCUGCGCGAGAAACCCGGAGUAAUUCACCCGAUUUACCCACCAACUCUGCGAUCUCAGCCCAUGACCUUCUUGAUUAUUUAAGGAAAUUCAAUGUACUUGUGGUCGAUGUCCGCCCCCGAGAUCAAUAUGAUAAUGGUCACAUUUAUGCAAAAUCCAUCAUUUGCAUCGAGCCGGUAGCCUUGAAGGAGAAUGUGUCUGCAGAGGAGCUUGAGGAGCGACUUGUUGUGUCUCCAGAGCAUGAGCAAUCAUUGUUCGAGCGACGCAAUGAAUUUGAUCUUGUUGUCUAUCAUGACCAAAGUACAUCUUCGGUCAGCUAUCUUGCAGGUUCGCCUGUCGGAACAUCAGCGCCCCAUUUGAGAGCUCUUCACGAUACCCUUUAUGAAUUCAAUGCCUAUAAACCGCUGAAGGGUGGCCGCCCUCCUGCUCUUCUGCUUGGUGGCUUAGAUGCGUGGAUCGAUCUCCUUGGGCAACAGUCCCUCGCAACAUCUUCCACUGCUGCUGUCAUUGGUACACUGCAAGCCAGGAAGCCUGUGCCAAAGCCCGGUCGCCCAUUGGGUCGAGUGCCGACUAUGGCUAGUGCUAAUUCAAGCUUGGAAGUUCGCAAGAGGAGACUUCGGGAGUUCACGCCUCUGAAUUCGGAGGAAUUGACGGCGUGGUUGGAAAGAUCUAAGAACGAAGAAAUCGACACGAGCACUUACCUUGAAGAUGAACAGUCCACUGAAGAGCCCCAUGAAGAAUUGGAGGAGCCCUCAACCCCGCUUGUUCAUAAUUACGAGGAUUUCUUGCGCCGCUUCCCCGAACCACAUGCUCAACAGUCCAUGAUGCACGCGGAGUCUCGGCCAGCUGUCAUGCCUGUCCCUAACUAUGCGUCUUCGGGUCCCGUCCACGUGGCUCCAUCACGACCCCCUCCUGCAGUCCCCCGACCCAGCUAUAGUGGGGUCUCUGAUGGACGACAAGCUCAACCCCAUAUGGAACGGCAGAACUCAGCCGCUCGGACGGCAUUAUACACCCCUAGCUCGAUUUUGAGUCGCCUCAAACUUCCUCGAACAGGGCUUACCAAUUUUGGUGUCACCUGCUACAUGAACUCGACGAUCCAGUGUCUCAGUGCAACGGUGAUGAUGAGUAAAUUUUUCAUCGAUGAUCGAUUCCGCCAUUAUGUACAAAAGAACUGGAAAGGGUCUCAGGGCGUGAUGCCGGGGCUUUAUGCCAACCUUAUCCGAUCGUUAUGGAAGAAUGACGUGGAAGUGAUCAUGCCAACUUCCUUCCGCAACUUCUGCGGUCGGUUGAACCGGGAAUGGGUCAUAGAUCGACAGCAGGAUGCCAAGGAAUUUUUCGAUUUCCUAGUGGACUGCCUUCACGAAGAUCUCAAUAUCAACUGGCAACGCAAUCAGCUGCGACCCUUGACCCCUUCUGAGGAAAUGCAGCGAGAACGGAUGCCGGUCCCCAAGGUUUCCCGGAUUGAAUGGGACCGAUAUUGCCAUCGCGAGGAAUCGUUCAUCUCGUCGCUCUUUGCGGGGCAACAUGCCAGUCGGCUUCGCUGUACGACCUGCCACCAGACCUCGACGACCUACGAAGCCUUUUACAGCAUCAGUGUAGAGAUCCCCACGACCGGCACGGGUGACAUCUAUCAAUGUCUCCGUAGCUACUGUAAAGAAGAAAUGCUUAGUGGGGAUGAAGUUUGGAAGUGUCCGCACUGCAAGUGUAAGCGCAUGGCCACCAAACAGAUCAUUAUCACGCGUGCGCCGCAGAUUUUGGUGGUUCAUUUCAAGCGCUUCUCCGCAUCCAAGACGCAGAGCGCACGAAAGAUUCAUACUCCGAUCGAGUUCCCUCUGUACGGGCUACGAAUGGAUGAUUUUGUAGUCUCCUACCCGACCCCUACACCGGGGUUGGACACUUCUGCACUGAUCCCAGGAGCAACUGUUCCCCCUUUCAAUUAUGACGCCUUUGCCGUGCUACGUCAUAUCGGAUCCUCCAUGGGUAGUGGGCACUACAUUUCGCUUGUCCGGGAUGCCGAACGUCAGUCCUGGCGACGAUUCGACGACGAGCGAGCAAAUGACUUCAACCCACGCGACCUACGAGGUCGUGAUCGAUUACAGAAUGAGCAAGCAUACAUAGUGUUUUAUGAGCGAGUCCCAGCGAAAUGA